This is a messenger RNA of Phacochoerus africanus (Common warthog), 5557 nucleotides long. RefSeq names its product insulin receptor (gene INSR). The record is from RefSeq and is a predicted model, not a curated record. Gene Ontology annotation, molecular function: insulin receptor activity; ATP binding; insulin receptor substrate binding. Gene Ontology annotation, cellular component: membrane; insulin receptor complex; axon. Bases 463 to 4611 code for a protein of 1382 amino acids. The transcript is spliced from 22 exons. Gene Ontology annotation, biological process: positive regulation of MAPK cascade; positive regulation of kinase activity; glucose homeostasis. Lineage: Eukaryota; Metazoa; Chordata; Mammalia; Artiodactyla; Suidae.
CCUCGCUCCCGCCGCCCGCCCGCCACCCGCCAGCCCAGGUGCCCGCCCGCCUGUCCGCACGUCCGUUUGUCCGCGCGUCCGUUUGUUGGCGCGUUCGAAGACCUCAGCCCCCGAGCGCUCGGGGUCGAGAGCCGGGAGGCAGGGGCGCAGCGCGGGGCUCCGGGCCCUGAGAUCGCGGGACGGGGCCCGGCCGCGGUGGCCCGGAGUCGGGGCCGCCUCCACCGGGCCGCGCCACCGGAUUUGUAGCGGCAGAGGCCGUACUCCCCUCCUGAGGCUGUUUCGAGGGCCCUCCCGGGGCUGUUUUGAGGGCCCUCCCGGGCGGAGUCUGUGGCCAGUGGUCCGCCGGCGUAGAAGAGAAGGACGUGCGGCCCCCAGCGCCUCUCGGGCGGCCGCUUUGGAGCAUGCACCCCGCGGGCCAGCGCCGCGCGCUCUGAUCCUCCCGGACCCCGCGCUCCCACAGCUAUGGGCGCUGGGGGCAGGCGGGGGGCGGCGGCCCUGCCGCUGCUGGUGGCCGUUGCCGCGCUGCUGGUGAGCGCCGCGGGCCACCUGUACCCUGGAGAGGUGUGCCCAGGGAUGGAUAUCCGGAAUAACCUUACACGGCUGCAUGAGUUGGCCAACUGCUCGGUCAUCGAAGGACAUUUGCAGAUCCUGUUGAUGUUCAAAACGCGGCCCGAGGAUUUCCGAGACCUCAGUUUCCCCAAACUCAUCAUGAUCACUGAUUACUUGCUGCUCUUCCGGGUCUACGGGCUGGAGAGCCUGAAGGACCUGUUCCCCAACCUCACCGUCAUCCGGGGCUCACGCCUCUUCUUUAACUAUGCGCUGGUCAUCUUUGAGAUGGUUCACUUGAAGGAGCUUGGCCUCUACAAUUUGAUGAACAUCACCAGGGGUGCUGUCCGCAUCGAGAAGAACAAUGAGCUCUGCUACCUGGCGACCAUCGACUGGUCGCGCAUCCUGGACUCUGUGGAGGAUAAUUACAUUGUGCUGAACAAAGACGACAACGAGGAGUGUGGGGACAUUUGCCCAGGCACCGCGAAGGGCAAGACCAAUUGCCCUGCCACCGUCAUCAAUGGGCAAUUUGUCGAGCGGUGUUGGACGCACAGUCACUGCCAGAAAGUGUGCCCGACCAUCUGUAAGUCGCACGGAUGCACUGCCGAGGGCCUCUGCUGUCACAGCGAGUGUUUGGGCAACUGCUCUGAGCCAGACGACCCCACCAAGUGCGUGGCCUGCCGCAACUUCUACCUGGACGGCAGGUGCGUGGAGACCUGCCCGCCCCCCUACUACCACUUCCAAGACUGGCGCUGCGUGAACUUCAGCUUCUGCCAGGACCUGCACAACAAAUGCAAGAACUCAAGGAGACAGGGCUGCCACCAGUAUGUCAUUCACAACAACAAGUGUAUCCCUGAGUGCCCCUCAGGGUACACGAUGAAUUCCAGCAACUUGAUGUGCACUCCGUGCCUGGGCCCCUGUCCCAAAGUGUGUCACCUCCUGGAAGGCGAGAAGACCAUCGACUCAGUGACAUCCGCCCAGGAGCUCCGAGGCUGCACCAUUAUCAACGGGAGCCUAAUCAUCAACAUUCGAGGAGGCAACAACCUCGCAGCCGAACUAGAGGCCAACCUUGGACUCAUUGAGGAGAUUUCAGGGUACCUGAAAAUCCGCCGAUCCUAUGCCCUCGUGUCACUUUCCUUCUUCCGGAAGUUGCGUCUGAUCCGAGGGGAGACGUUGGAAAUCGGGAACUAUUCUUUCUAUGCCUUGGACAACCAGAACCUAAGGCAGCUGUGGGACUGGAGCAAACACAACCUCACCAUCACUCAGGGGAAACUCUUCUUCCAUUAUAAUCCCAAACUCUGCUUGUCGGAAAUUCACAAGAUGGAGGAAGUUUCUGGAACCAAGGGGCGCCAGGAGAGAAAUGAUAUUGCCCUGAAGACCAAUGGGGACCAGGCAUCCUGUGAAAAUGAGUUACUUAAAUUUUCUUACAUUCGGACAUCUUAUGACAAGAUCUUGCUGAAGUGGGAGCCGUAUUGGCCCCCCGACUUCCGAGACCUCCUGGGGUUCAUGCUCUUCUACAAAGAGGCCCCUUAUCAGAACGUGACGGAGUUUGACGGGCAGGAUGCGUGUGGCUCCAACAGCUGGACGGUGGUGGACAUUGACCCACCUACGAGGUCCAAUGACCCCAAGUCCCAGAACCAUCCUGGGUGGCUGAUGCGUGGUCUCAAGCCCUGGACCCAGUAUGCCAUCUUUGUCAAGACUUUGGUCACCUUUUCUGAUGAACGACGCACCUAUGGAGCCAAGAGUGACAUCAUCUACGUCCAGACAGAUGCCACAAAUCCUUCCGUCCCCCUGGAUCCCAUCUCGGUUUCUAAUUCCUCGUCCCAGAUCAUUCUGAAGUGGAAGCCCCCCUCUGACCCCAACGGCAACAUUACACACUACCUGGUGUUCUGGGAGAGGCAGGCGGAGGACAGUGAGCUGUAUGAACUGGAUUAUUGCCUCAAAGGGUUGAAGCUGCCCUCCCGGACCUGGUCCCCACCGUUCGAGACUGAGGGGUCCCAGAAGCACAAUCAGAGUGAGUACGAGGAAUCCUCUGGGGAAUGCUGCUCCUGCCCAAAGACCGACUCGCAGAUCCUCAAGGAGCUGGAGGAAUCAUCAUUCAGGAAAACGUUUGAAGAUUACCUACACAAUGUGGUAUUCAUCCCCAGAAAAUCCUCUUCAGGCCCUGCUGCCGAGGACGCUAGGCCAUCCAGGAAACGCAGGGCCCUUGGUGACAUGGGGAACAUAACUGUGGCCGUGCCCACCAUUCCGGGUUUCUCCAACACCUCCUCCACCAGCGCGCCCACGAGCUCGGAGGAGCACAGACCCUUUGAGAAGGUGGUGAACAGAGAGUCGCUGGUCAUCUCUGGCCUGCGUCACUUCACUGGCUAUCGCAUUGAGCUGCAGGCUUGCAACCAAGAUGCCCCCGAAGAGAGGUGCAGUGUGGCUGCGUAUGUCAGCGCCAGGACCAUGCCCGAAGCCAAGGCAGAUGAUAUUGUUGGCCCUGUGACCCAUGAAAUCUUCGAGAACAACGUCGUUCACUUGAUGUGGCAGGAGCCGAAGGAACCCAAUGGUCUGAUUGUGCUGUACGAAGUGAGUUACCGACGAUAUGGCGAUGAGGAGCUGCAUCUCUGCGUCUCCCGCAGGCAUUUUGCUCUGGAGCGAGGCUGCAGGCUACGCGGGCUGCCACCUGGGAAUUACAGCGUGCGAGUUCGGGCCACCUCCCUGGCGGGUAAUGGCUCCUGGACAGAGGCCACCUAUUUCUACGUGACAGACUAUUUAGACGUCCCAUCAAAUAUUGCAAAAAUUAUCAUUGGCCCCCUCAUCUUUGUCUUUCUCUUCAGUGUUGUGAUUGGAAGCAUUUAUCUGUUCCUGAGGAAGAGGCAGCCGGAUGGGCCACUGGGACCAUUGUAUGCUUCUUCGAACCCAGAGUACCUCAGUGCCAGCGAUGUAUUUCCAUGUUCUGUGUACGUGCCGGACGAGUGGGAGGUGCCUCGGGAGAAGAUCACGCUCCUGCGCGAGCUGGGGCAGGGCUCCUUCGGCAUGGUGUACGAGGGAAACGCCAGGGACAUCGUCAAGGGUGAGCCGGAGACCCGCGUGGCGGUGAAGACGGUCAACGAGUCGGCCAGCCUGCGAGAGCGGAUCGAGUUUCUCAACGAGGCCUCCGUCAUGAAGGGCUUCACCUGCCACCAUGUGGUCCGCCUCCUGGGGGUGGUAUCCAAAGGCCAGCCAACAUUGGUGGUGAUGGAGUUGAUGGCUCACGGAGACUUAAAGAGUUACCUGCGUUCCCUGCGGCCAGAGGCUGAGAAUAACCCCGGCCGCCCUCCCCCUACCCUGCAAGAGAUGAUUCAGAUGGCAGCAGAGAUUGCUGAUGGGAUGGCGUACCUGAACGCCAAGAAGUUUGUACACCGGGACCUCGCCGCGCGAAAUUGCAUGGUCGCCCAUGAUUUUACCGUCAAAAUCGGAGACUUUGGAAUGACCAGAGACAUCUACGAAACGGAUUACUACCGGAAAGGGGGCAAGGGUCUGCUGCCCGUGCGAUGGAUGGCACCCGAAUCCCUGAAGGACGGGGUCUUUACCACUUCUUCUGACAUGUGGUCCUUUGGCGUGGUCCUUUGGGAAAUUACCAGCUUGGCAGAACAGCCUUACCAAGGCCUUUCAAACGAGCAGGUGUUGAAAUUUGUCAUGGAUGGAGGCUAUCUGGAUCAACCUGACAAUUGUCCAGAGAGAGUCACCGACCUGAUGCGCAUGUGCUGGCAGUUCAACCCCAAGAUGCGGCCGACCUUCCUGGAGAUUGUCGACCUGCUCAAGGACGACCUGCACCCCAGCUUUCCCGAAGUCUCCUUCUUCCACAGCGAGGAGAACAAAGCACCCGAGAGCGAGGAGCUGGAGAUGGAGUUUGAGGACAUGGAGAGCGUCCCCCUGGACCGGUCCUCACACUCGCAGAGGGAGGAGGUCGGGGGUCGGGAUGGAGGGUCCGCGCUGGGGCUAAAGAGGAACUAUGAGGAGCACAUCUCCUACACCCACAUGAACGGAGGCAAGAAAAACGGCCGGAUUCUGACUCUGGCCCGGUCGAAUCCUUCCUAACGGGCCCUGCUCGGGACCGAGGGUUUCCUGUCUUCGCUUUCCUCUGGUUUGAAGGCCUCCAGACAACUCAGGAUUUUCACUGGACUCUGCCACAGUGUCACACGGAGCUCAGAGAUCAUUAUUAUCCAUUUCUGCUCAUCUUCUGACUUCAAACACAUUGGUUCAAUUGCCAAUUUGACUAGUCAUCUGAGAAGUUAACUGUGAACCUAGAGGGGAAAGGGGUCUCUACCGCUGCUGUCCUUUGGGGCCGCUGCGGUUACUUUUUUUUCCCCUGGUAGAUUGAAAGAAAGCACCUGUUUUUACAAAUAAUUUUUUUUUCUCUUCUUUUUUCUUUUUCCUUUUUUUUUUUUUUUUUUUUGCUGGUGUCUGAGCUACAAUAUAAAACAUAAAUCUUGUUUGUGGAACAAAAUUUGGAAAGAAAGAAAGGAAAAAAAAAAACCCAACCCUGUUCUGGUAGAAUUCCACGCUUGAUGGAGUGGGCUUCAGGAAAGGUUUUCUCAAGCAGGUGGAAGGAGUUUUUUUUUUCCAGCACAAAAUCAGUUCCUCAAAUUGACCAAUAGCUGCUGCUUUUGUACUUUUGAUAUGGAUCUGCAGUCCCGGCGUGUGGCUCACGUGUGUACUCUGUGUGUGUGUGCGCGCGCACGCGCGCCUGUGCUUAUGUGUGUGUUCAAAUUACGCGUGCCGAGUUGACUCUUUGGGGAUCAGCCCAGGAAGGUUCUGCUCUUCAGGAGUGUGUGAGCCUCUGAUCCCCUCCGCCUCCUUCUUAUCUGCUGGGAGACUGUGCCCUCAAUAGAUCCUUCUUCUGUCCCAUAGCCUCAGGAGUCUUCUCUCCCUACACUUUGAUGAAAAAUGUUUUCUGGGAGCCAAGGGAGUCAUUUGGAGUGAUAAUGGAUCUUUUCAAGACCAAACAAAGCCAGGACAUUAAAAAAAAAAGAAAGAAAGAAAA